This is a messenger RNA of Didymella exigua CBS 183.55, 3769 nucleotides long. Its product is annotated as DUF663-domain-containing protein. The transcript has 2 exons. Gene Ontology annotation, biological process: endonucleolytic cleavage of tricistronic rRNA transcript (SSU-rRNA, 5.8S rRNA, LSU-rRNA); maturation of SSU-rRNA from tricistronic rRNA transcript (SSU-rRNA, 5.8S rRNA, LSU-rRNA); ribosome biogenesis. Bases 112 to 3651 code for a protein of 1179 amino acids. NCBI's taxonomy places the organism in Eukaryota, Fungi, Ascomycota, Dothideomycetes, Pleosporales, Didymellaceae. Gene Ontology annotation, molecular function: ATP hydrolysis activity; U3 snoRNA binding; GTPase activity. The record is from RefSeq and is a predicted model, not a curated record. Gene Ontology annotation, cellular component: nucleus; 90S preribosome.
GAGCUUUGCCGCAGCGUCGAAUUUCACGCGCCUAUCUCACAGCACGGAGCUGUUGUGCACUGCUAACUUAGGAAGUGUCUCUCACCCAAGCCACAUCCGGCAGUCGCAAUUAUGGCAGACCAAACGAACAGACCGCACAGGACGGGGAAAGAGAAGAAGGUGCAUUCUGGAGGACCAAACCCCAAGGCUUUUGCAUAUGCAGCGCCAGGAAGACUGGCCAAGCAGGGCGCUCGCUCUCAAGAUGUAAAAGAGAAGCGCCUCCAUGUCCCGCUCGUCGACCGCCUCCCCGAAGAAGCGCCCCCGAUCAUCGUCGCCGUCGUCGGUCCCUCAGGUGUCGGCAAAACCACACUCAUCAAGAGUCUCAUCAGACGCUAUACCAAGCAGACUCUGUCCUCACCAUCCGGGCCGCUCACUGUCGUCACUUCGAAGCGCCGCCGCCUUACAUUCAUAGAAUGCCCAUCCGACUCGCUCGCUAGCAUGAUCGACAUUGCCAAGGUGGUAGAUAUCUGCCUGCUCAUGAUCGAUGGAAACUAUGGCUUCGAGAUGGAGACCAUGGAGUUCUUGAACGUGCUCUCCUCGUCUGGUAUGCCCGGUAAUGUCUUCGGUAUUUUGACACAUCUGGAUUUGUUCAGGAAGCAGGAGACGCUGAAGCUGCAGAAGAAGCGCCUCAAGCACCGCUUUUGGAGCGAGCUGUACCAGGGCGCGAAGCUGUUCUACCUCUCAGGCGUGGUGAACGGGCGAUACCCUGAUAGGGAGAUCAUGAACUUGAGCAGGUUUCUGAGUGUGAUGAAGAACCCUAGACCGCUGGUUUGGAGAAACUCGCAUCCGUAUUGCUUGGCAGACAGGUUCUUAGAUAUCACGCCUCCGACCGAUAUCGAGCAGAAUUCCAAGUGUGAUCGGACAAUCGCGCUAUACGGAUAUCUGCGAGGCACAAACUUCCCGGCUGCAGGGUCGAGGGUGCACAUCCCUGGUGUUGGCGAUCUGACUGUCACAACGACCGAAGCGCUGCCCGAUCCAUGUCCAACGCCGUAUUUCGAGAAACAGGCGGAGAAGAUUACAGGCAAGAAGAAGCGCACAAGAUUGGGUGAGAAGCAGAAGAUUUUGUACGCGCCCAUGUCAGACGUUGGCGGUGUUCUGGUCGACAAGGACGCCGUCUACAUUGACGUUAAGACAAACACUUUCAACCCAGACGAGGAGCCGGAUCAGGAGCGUGGCCUUGGAGAACAAAUGAUGAUCGGUCUUCAGGGCGGCAGGAAACUGCUUGGAGAAGACGACCGUGGCUUCAGGUUGUUCAGCGGUGGAGAGCUGGUCAACAACCAGAACAUCGAUGGCGACGAGGAUGCUGGAAACACCGGACGACGAUCGCAACGCAAAGCACGAGCUGCGGACGCUGAUGAUAUCGACGAUGCAGAUCUUGACGGUAUUGACAGCGACGACGAUGAGCUCCAGCAGUAUCAUAGUGGCGACGAAGAUGAAGAGGACGACACUGGGUUCCUGGACACAAAUCGCUCGUCAUUGAGGAAGCCGAAGCUGGCGCGAAAGGAAGAGAAGGAUGAUGCGGCAGAGGAAGUAGCCUUCGCCGACAGUGAUUCUGACCUCGGUUCGAUAUCAGGAGAGGAGCCAAACUCGAGCGAUUUCGAGAGUGGCGACUUCGACUCUGAAGUGGACGAGGACGACGAUGAUGGCGCGCUCAACUGGAAAGCCAAUCUCCAUGAAAACGCAGCUAAGAUGCACGGACGGAAACGACCGUACCGCAUCGCCGAGCUUGGAAAACUGAUAUACAAUCUCGAAAUUUCGCCAGAAGAUGUGAUUAAGAAAUGGAAGGGAGACGAGGAAGAAGAGAACAUUGAGGUGGAUGAGGAUGACGACGGUUUCUUCAAGAAAUCAAAGGCCCAGGAUGCGAACAACGAAGAUCGUUACAUUGCGCGCUUCAAUUAUGAAGAGCUGGCGAAGAAAUGGGAAGAUGAAGAGAAUAUUGCAGCCUUGAAGACACGAUUUGCUGGCGGUCACAUGGCUGGAAAGGCCGGUGACGGCGGUGACGAUGAUUUCGAGGGCUUCGAUGGUGAAGGCGAUGACGAUGAAGGCGAUGGCGAAUUCGAGGAUCUCGAGACCGGCGAGAAGUUCGGCGGAGACGAGCCCAACACCGAAGCUGAAGCCGAGGUCGACGACAUUGAGGCAGAGCGCGAGAAGAACGCGAAACGGAAGGAGGAGCUCAAGCUAAGGUUCGAGGAAGAAGACCGAGAAGGUUUCAUGAACGAUAAAGCAGACGCCCGGAAAGAAGGCGGACAAGAGGAAGAAUUCGGCGAAGACGAUUGGUAUGAUGCACAGAAGGCCUUGCUCAAGAAGCAGCUCGACAUCAACCGCGCCGAGUUCGAUCAGCUGGACGAAGCUUCUCGUCAACGCGUUGAGGGUCACAAGGCUGGCACAUACGCCCGUAUCGUGCUUGAGAAUGUGCCCUGUGAGUUCUCUGUUAACUUCAGCCCGCGUUUCCCCGUGCUGAUCGGCGGUCUGACACCGACUGAAGAGCGUUUUGGCUUUGUUCAGAUCCGAAUCAAGCGUCACCGCUGGCACAAGAAGAUCUUGAAGACCAACGAUCCUGUUAUCUUCUCGGUCGGUUGGAGACGCUUCCAGACCACUCCCAUUUACUCCAUCUCCGAUUCGCGAACAAGAAACCGCAUGCUCAAAUACACACCAGAGCAUAUGCACUGCUUUGGUACCUUUUACGGACCGCUUGUUGCGCCAAACACAGGUUUCUGCUGUGUUCAGUCACUCUCGAACAAGACCCCCGGGUUCCGGAUAUCAGCCACUGGUGUCGUGCUGAACGUAGACGAGUCUACAGAGAUCGUCAAGAAGCUCAAGUUGACAGGUCACCCCUACAAGAUCUUCAAGAACACAGCCUUUAUCAAGGACAUGUUCAAGACCUCGCUCGAAAUCGCCAAAUUCGAAGGUGCAUCCAUCCGCACCGUGUCUGGCGUUCGCGGGCAGAUCAAACGCGCCCUGUCCAAGCCCGAAGGCAACUUCCGUGCGACUUUCGAAGACAAGAUCCUCAUGUCCGACAUCGUCUUCCUGCGAGCCUGGUACCCUAUCAAGCCGCGUCGCUUCUAUGCCGCCGUCACCAAUCUGCUUGUCCCACCCACAGCUGAAGAUAAGGAGGCUGGAGAAAGCACAAGCUGGCAAGGAAUGCGCCUCACCGGCGCCGUCCGCGCCGAACUCAACCUACCCACUCCCUCUAUCAAGAACUCCGCGUACCGCCCCGUGGAGCGCGAGGAGCGAAAAUUCAACCCUCUCCGCGUACCUCGCAAGCUUGCCGCCGAACUGCCCUUCAAGUCACAGAUCGCACAUAUGAAGCCGCAGAGGAAAGAGACGUAUCUGCAGAAACGCGCUGUUGUUUUGGGUGGUGAGGAGAAGAAGGCUAGGAGGUUGAUGAACCAGGUCAUGGCGAUUAGAAAUGAGAAGGUGGAGAAGCGCAGAGCGAAGCAGGAGGAGAGGAAGCAGCCGUAUAAGAAGAAGAUUGAGGAGAAUAAGGAGAUGAAGGAGGCAAGAGAGAAGAGAGAGAAGCAGGAGUAUUGGCAGCGUGAGGGCAAGAAGAGACAUCAUCAGGGUGAUGGGGAGAGUGGUAGGGGUGGUGCUGGUGGGAAGAGGAGGAAGUAGAUGUCUGUUCGAGAGAGUGGAGAGCGUGAGACUGCAUUGCGUUGCAUUGUUGUGGCGUUAAUAUGUGAGUUGCGGUCUCGAGAAGUCAAAGAAUAUCAUACAGUCAAUCAGUUCCUGC